UGCGCGCUGCACUUUACGAACGUGUCGUGCGCGUCGCCUCUCCUCAUGCCCGCCGCCCGCCGCGGGGCCGCUAUUAUUUUCAUCAGCCCUCAUCAGUGUGGAGUGAGUGUUCUAUGAGCGUGGUGUUCCGACAUCGGCACCCGGAGUUUUUCACAAUUGAGUCUCCAAGUCCUUUAUUUUCGGGACCACGGAGUCCGCGGUUCCAACAUAGAGAAGAACAAAACUCGGCGUGGAGGAGCCACGCGCGCCUAGUGUGCACGUAUACAGUAACGAGACAGCAAGUGAGUGUGUGUGCGUGAACAGCGCGCCAGGCAAACCCGACUCGUGUCGCUAUCUCGCUGCGUUCGCGCGAAGCUUCGUGCCUCGAAGUGCCACGACGACAGAUUCGCGCGUCUAUCUUUACAUCUUCCAUACUCUACUUUGCCGCAUAUACGCGAAUUUUACAAGAUUCGCAUCUAAACGCCCUCGAAUUUCUUCGCGAGACUCGAAAAUUUUGUGCGUGUAUAAUUGCACGCACGCACCCGAAAAGAGAAGUACGUAAUACGUAUCGUUCGAACGAUACGCACUUUGCUGACUCGCCGUGACCGGGUCAGUUCGCUUGCGAAGACGGUAUUUCUGACUGCAGACCGCGACGCAAAGCCUACGGCGCAGCGAUCGUGCAAAAGGCAAUAAUGAAAUAAAAGGAGGAGGGCUCUUCCGUGUGUGUGUGUGUGUAAUGCGUUUGCGUUGUGUGCCCGCGAGCAGCGAAUGAGGAGAGAGAAAAGCAAACGCGUAUACGUGUGCGUAUGUACACAGUACAGCCGUAGAGUGGGCUAGAAGCAGCAGUACCAAAAGUGCACCUCUACUGGAGACAUAUACAUAUAUACAAAGCACACACACGCGCGCAGACCAGUGCGCAUACAGUAACAAGAGAGGUAGUAGUGUGCGCAAUCCGUGGUGGAUUGAUGGGAUAGCAGCGCAGCGAAGUCUGUGGCACUGGGAGCACACAACCAAGUUAGCCAGCAGCAGCAGCGGCGGCAACAAUUCUCGUCGCGCAGCAGCAGCACUGAGGCGCACAGAACAUAGAGGCAAAGUAGCAGGCAACACACCACGACUAUUCGCUCGGCUCUCCACGGAGUCAGCACAGCAGUCGGGCAUCGCAGCAGCAGCAGCAGCAGCAGCCGCCAUUUUGCGCCCUGUCUCGCCACUACUACACACCGCAGCAGCGAACGAGAGAGAGCGACGAGCCAGCGCGCAGCUCUCCUCGAUAUACGACGACGACGACGACGACUUAUACGGCUAUUAUUAUCGAGAGAAGCGACGACGGCCAGAGUCUAACACGACGCGCAUCGCCACAGAUGACUAGAGAAUGAGCUCGUCUCGUCCGCGACAAGAACGCAGUUGAUAAGCUAGCCAUAACCUUCAGACGCCAGGCCACACACUCCACUCGCUGGGAAAACAACAUUGGGAAAAUAUAGGAGAGUUAACGCCAGUCUCUCUCAGUUGUGUCUCGUUGCUUGUGUGCGGUCUCUCAUCGUCUCUCUCUUUCUCUCUACGACCCAUCUCACCGUCGUUCCGUCUCACUCGCUCUCGUGCGUGCGUGCCUCUGCCACUGUACGUACUCGUCGUUCUAUCUCUCUCUCUUUCUCCCGCUGUUGAUGUGCGUGCGUUGUAAAUAUAUAGAGAAGAAGUGUGUACGUCGACGAACGCGCGUGUGCAUAUUCGCUUGGGUUCUCUCUCGGCACUGCAACAUUCCCGCAUAACCCCGGACAAGUGUUAUGUGUGUACAUAAAUUCUCUGUUGUUUCCCCGUAAUCAAAAAAAGUGUAUACGUGUGCGCGUGUGUCCCCAAAAACGUGUAUGUGUCAGUGCAGAACGCAACAACGGCCCACGACAGUCGGAGCACAGUAACAACCCCCCCAGAGCAGCAACAGCAGCAGCGAACCCGAGGACGGCACAUAGGAAGAGAAUCGCUCUCCGUGUGACCAUCAUCGUCCCGAGUCAGCAGCAGCCAAGCCUGCCGCUUUAUGUACUACUACUCUAGCUAGCAGCGCGCGCGCUUCGCUACGCCCGCACACAAUAAUAUUACAACGUAACCCACACACAAAGUCUCUCGCGAAACGGGUGGACUUUCUAGCCGUGCACGACGUGUCUCGUACCCACCCGCACGUCAACAGAGCAGCGUGAUCAAGAGGGUGACGAUACACAGAGUGUGACUCGAUCAUCGGCGAAUUGCGCCGCAAAUCAGCAGCAGCAACACAGCACACCGGAGACUCUCCUAGCGCGCUUGUGUUUUUGUUGCUCGUGAGAAUAUCAUGUAUUUCUUUAGCGUGCUAGCCAAUCAAGCUAACUUCUGAACGAAUCCUGCCACCUCUGCACGUUCACCCUGCAGUUCCUUGUACACUGUGGCUUGACGUUUCCUACAAGAUUACGCUCUAGACUGGAGGCGAGGGAGCGUUUAAACAGUUGCAAUGCCACUCAAUUGAUAUCGUUUGGACCCACCUGUGUUCAGACACCAGCAGGAGCAGAAUCGUUUUAUUCUACCCAAAGAUGGAGAGACAACAACAUGCGUAUGAAUCUUGUGUUGACAAAAUCUACGAACAUGUGCUGCGAGCACAAUUUUAGUUUGGAUGCAGCUGAUUCUUAUCGAUGGAGAAGUCCAGAUUAAUUUUAUUAUCAAUAUGCGGAUUUUUCAUGUUCUGUGAAAGCAGUGUAUCAACAAAAAACAGAGACUUAACAAAGUGAUUGUUAUCAAGUGUACAUGUGAAGUGUGUUUUUCAAUAAAAAAUUUGGAUAUAAGUUUUUUAAAGUAACUCAAAAAUAAGAAAAAAUGGCUGAUCAUCUAGUGGAUGGGCCGCCUAAUAAGCGCCCAAAGCUCAACGAUCCUUUUCAAGGUUCAUCAGACUCUUCAAUGGGUAAUAUGACGCCGCACGUGCUGCAUCAGUAUUCAAAUUACACCGGCGAUCCAGUUGACAAUGGUAACUUGCAAAAGCAGCAGCAGCAGCAGCAACAGCAGCGCCAAAUGCACCAGCAGCAUCAGCAACAACGACAGCAUAUGUCAAUGAUGCAGUAUCAGCUGCAUCAACGCCAACAGCAGCAGCAGCAGCAGCAACAGCGCCAGCAACAGCAGCAACAAAUGCAAAUUCAGCAGCAACAACAGCAGCAGCAGCCACAGCCUCAAGCAAUCUGGAGCAGCAAUAGUUUUAGUAAUACUACGAAUACUCCAACGAUGUCUGGUCGAAAACGAAAUUUCAUGUCGAACACGGACAUGUUCGAUUUAGAAAAUGAUCUCCCCGACGAUUUGCUAUCGACAAGCUCAUGGGGUACCGCAACAGAGUCGGCAAAACCUCCAGCUACGGGGCCGGGUCCCGGACAGCAAAAUGGUGCUCUAGACUCGGAUCUACGACACGUUGCACAGCAGCAGCAACAACAGCAGCAACAACAGCAGCAACAACAGCAACAGCAGCAGCAACAGCAGCUGCCGCAUCAUCUGAUGCAACAAGCACAACAGGUCAGUUGUCCAAACCUGCGACAACGUUUAAAUUCUAACUUCAUGCAAGGGAACAAAGGUCUUGUCGCAAAUUCAUUAGUCAUGGCCGGUAAUCAACUAGGAAGCAAAUCGCCGAACUUGCAAUCGCCUCCGAAUGUUUCGGUUUCCAAGAAUUUGGGUGAUCCUCAGAUGGUAGUGUCUUUGGGCAAUUUGCCGAGCAGCAUAGCCAGCUCGCUGGCCAGCACGAUGGGCGCGGGAGCGGGCACGAGCGCGCCCGGCCUGCAAACGUCGAUGGCCAUGCAGCAUCAGCAGCAAGUCGUCAACACCGUGACGGGCAACACGCCACAGCCCUCGCCGCAGCAGCAGGCGCAAGCGGGCGGCAUGCCGGGCAUGAACCCCGCGGCCAUGAACGCCGGAUUAGUCAUGACCAGCAGCGCGGCUUCGAGCAGCCAAAACAGCAUGGGCAACAUGGCCGGUGGCAACCUGAUCGUGGCGAAUUCUCUGAACAAGCCACCGCUCAACUCGGUCAGCAUGAUGGGCAACGCCGGAAAUCCACAGCAGAGCAUGCACCACGCGAUGCAAAAUGGCCCCGCUGGCAUGCUUGGCUCGAGGGUGGCCCAGAUGCAGCAGCAGCAACAGCAGCAGCAGCAGCAACAACACAUGGUGGCCGGUGCCGCAAGAGGACAGAGUCCUCAUCCACAACAGGUGCAUCCGGUUGGAAUAGGGCCAGGUGGAGCGGGCCCGAGAAUGCAGGCACCAAACUUGGCCAACAUGACCGGUAUGGGCCAAAUGGCGGCCAACUCGAGUCCCUACGGCUACGGAUCGCCGGGUACGGGACCUCAAGCCACGGUCUCCGGAGCGCCCGCUGUGGCCGUUGUUCAACCCACGCAACGUCCGGUCAUGAACGUGAGCGCCGCCAACGUGGCCAUGCAGCAAGCCAAUCGCUUCGGAACGCCAGGCGCCAUGCCAGGACACUCCGGAGUAUCUCUGGCCGGCACGACCGCACCUGGUCCGGCUUCGACCGGUGGCGUGCCCAACGCCCAAGACGGUGGCAUGGCUCAACAGACACAACCCCCUGCUCCGAGUCCGGCACAGCCUCAGAGUGGCGCGCCCAGCGGAGGACAGCCCGGACCUCAGCAGGCCACCCAAGCUCAAGGACCAAUGGGAAUUGGCGGCAAUCAAAGAGGCCGAUCCGUUUCUGCCGAUCCGGAAAAACGGAAGCUGAUUCAACAGCAAUUGUUGCUCUUCCUUCACGCUCAUAACUGCCAGCGUAGAGAGAAUGCUGCCAAUGGAGAGCAGCAGUGGCAGCAGUGCACGUUGCCUCACUGUCAAACUAUGAAAACAGUGUUGAAGCACAUGUCCACCUGCCAAUCUGGAAAAAGUUGCAGUGUUCCACAUUGUAGCAGCAGUCGGCAGAUCAUAAGUCACUGGAAGAAUUGUCAACGGAUUGAUUGUCCAGUUUGUUUACCGCUCAAGCAAGCCGAAAAAAACUGGCAAGGACCAUCACCUGCCAAUAGCCAUCAAAGUCCAAACGCUUCCGAUAUGAGAAAAGCUUACGAUGCUCUCGGUAUACACGCACCUACUUCGCAGCAAUCUACCACCCCCCAACUCAUGAACUCGCAAAACGUUCGUGGUCCCUUGCGUAUGCCUGGGCCUGCUGGAAUGCAAGCUCAACCAGGUGCUUUAGGUAACGUGAGGCUGGCUCAGAGAGACGUAACUGGUGUAGCCGGUCAACAAGCGGUGGGCGCGGGACAAGUAGUCGCGCCUAAUGUUUCGCUUCCAUUGUCAUCGGAUCCGUCAGCGGUUAACGUUGCCGCAAAUCAAUCGGCCCCAGUAUCGGCUUCGAGUAACGUCGUAGUAGGUGCUGCGAACACUCCGCAAUCCGUUGCAGCUGCUUCUGCAGCGCAAAGUACCGCGAACAUACAGCAGCAGCUCUUUAAUCUCGGAGAAGGUCAGGCACCAUCAGGCUUAAUGAACGACUCUGGCAGACUGGGGAACGUACAGCUACCAGCUGGAUUGCAACCUGGACAGGUUACGGCAACUCCUGUACAAGGCACCAAGGAAUGGCAUCAAAGCGUCACACCUGAUCUCAGAAAUCAUCUUGUACAUAAACUGGUCCAAGCUAUAUUUCCUACUCCGGAUCCCCAAGCUAUGUUAGAUAGACGAAUGCACAAUUUAGUGGCAUACGCUCGGAAAGUAGAAGGUGACAUGUAUGAGAUGGCGAAUUCACGUUCAGAGUAUUAUCAUUUGCUAGCAGAAAAGAUAUACAAAAUUCAAAAAGAAUUAGAGGAAAAACGGCAAAAACGAAAAGAACAACAAGCUCAACAACAACUGCAAGCUCAGCAACAGCAACAACAACCAGUUUCAGCAACUGUACAAGCUGGAGCACCAAGUGCAGGUGCAAAUUUAAUACCACAUGGUCCAGGUAGUAUAGCUGGGGUUCCGCGACCACCACUAUCGGGAAUGCAAGCUGCUGCAUCGUUGAGAAAUCCAUCACCAAGCAUAAACCAGCAGCUUGGAUCAACAUUGGUUCCAGCUGGUAUGCAAAUGCCGCACAAUAGAAUGCAAUUUGGGCCACAAGCUCAACAAGUACAGACUCAACAGAUUCAGCAACAAAAUAUGAUGGUUGGCGCUCCUGGACCUAGUCCGAAUGGAUCAUCUACUAAUACUGUGACUGCAACGUCCAAUAUUACAUCUCAACCGGCUGGUUUUAGUCCAUUUGGACCAGGACAAAUAUCUCAAUCUGGCAUGCAAACGAUAACGACCACUGGAGCAGCUGUUACGACUAGUCAAUUUCCUACUUCAAAUGGUACUGCUGCUCUGCCUAAUAGUUCUCCGAUUCAUACUCAGAGUCAGUUUUCUGAUCUCAUGAAGGUGCGACUUGCUAAGGCUGCACAAGCAGUUCAACAACAAGGUCAACCAACUAGUGUGCCUGGUGCGAUGCCACAAGCUUUAUCACCUUUUGGUAUACAACAACAAGCUGGACAACAACAGCAGCAGCAACAGCAGCAACAACAACAACAGCAACAACAACAACAACAACAACAGCAGCAGCAACAACAACAGCAACAGCAGCAACAACAACAGCAGCAGCAGCAGCAACAACAACAACAGCAGCAACAACAACAGCAGCAACAGCAACAGCAGCAACAGCAACAGCAGCAGACAUUCCUGAAUAGACCCAUGCAAACUACGACUCCAAAUGACAAUGGAAUAUCUGUAUCUACUCCCCAAACGAUACCACCUCCAGCUUCAAGUGGACCGAGUCCAUUGCCCAAUGGACCACAGUCAACGCCUAGUACACCACUCGUUCGUUCAUUAAUGACACCAGAUCAGGUGGUUUCUGCCAAUCAAACUCCUCCUCAUCCUGGCACCACACCAUCUCCUGCUGGACUUGGUAAAGGCAUGAGUUCUCAAGAACGUGCAGCUCUUAAUGCACCUCGACAGUCGUCAAUGUCGUCACAAAUGGCUGCCAUAACUGCGGCUUUAGAUCGGGAUAAUUCUCCAAGCCCUACCAAUGGUGGAAAGAAUAGCAAUAGCAAAGGCAAAUUAGAAAUAAAAGAAGAAAUAAAGUCAGAAAUGGACCAAGAUGAGUCUAAUGCGAGUGCAACGGAAAGCAGUGGUGGUAAAAACACAAAUAAUGAUAUGAUUAAAACUGAAAUAAAACAAGAGCCAAUGGAUGAAAGUGGCGACAUGCCUGUUGGUGGAGUGAAAAAGGAGGAAAUCAAAGACGAAAUAAACAGUGAUGCAUCAAGUAGUGAUAUUAAACCAACCAUGCCAGAGCCCAUAGCUCCAGCAAGCACAGACAAGAAACCCGUCUGUUUAUUUAAACCAGAUGAGUUACGACAAGCUUUAAUGCCAACGUUGGAAAAACUAUUUCGUCAAGAUCCUGAAUCCUUACCUUUUAGACAACCAGUGGAUCCUCAAGCCCUUGGAAUCCCAGAUUAUUUUGAAAUAGUAAAAAAACCAAUGGAUCUCUCAACAAUUAAACGAAAACUUGACACGGGCCAGUAUAGUGAUCCAUGGCAAUAUGUUGAUGACGUUUGGAUGAUGUUUGACAAUGCUUGGCUGUACAAUCGUAAAACUUCAAGAGUUUAUAGGUCUAGCACUAAGUUAUCAGAAGUUUUUGAAAAAGAAAUAGAUCCUGUAAUGCAAGCUCUUGGCUACUGUUGCGGUCGAAAAUACACGUUUAAUCCUCAAGUAUUAUGUUGUUAUGGUAAACAGCUGUGCACAAUACCAAGGGAUGCUAAGUACUUCUUAUAUCAAAGCAGUAGUUCACCGCAGUAUGGUCUUGUUUCUACUGAUAGAUACAUCUACUGUACAAAAUGCUUUAAUGAAAUUCCCGGUGACACCGUGACGUUAGGUGAUGAUCCAACGCAGCCGCAAACUAUAAUCAAAAAAGAAGACUUUGUAGAGAUGAAAAACGAUCAUUUAGAAGCUGAGCCAUUCGUUACAUGUUCCGAUUGCGGAAGAAAAGUACAUCAAAUAUGCGUACUUCAUACCGAGCAAAUCUGGCCACAAGGCUACACCUGUGAUAAUUGUUUAAAAAAGAAAGCUGGAAAGCGCAAAGAUAACAAGUUUACCGCUAAGAGAUUACCAGUGACAAAACUUGGCACUUAUAUAGAGACUCGAGUAAACAACUUCUUGAAAAAGAAAGAGGCUGGUGCAGGCGACGUAGCCAUACGCGUAGUAGCCUCAAGUGAUAAAGUAGUCGAGGUUAAACCUGGCAUGCGUAGUCGAUUUGUUGAAAAUGGUGAUAUGUCUCCAGAGUUUCCAUAUCGAGCGAAAGCUUUGUUUGCAUUCGAAGAAGUCGAUGGGACUGACGUUUGUUUCUUCGGUAUGCACGUACAAGAGUAUGGAAGCGAGUGUACGCCGCCUAAUACACGGCGCGUUUAUAUCGCUUACCUCGAUUCUGUGCACUUUUUCCGGCCACGACAAUUUAGAACUGCCGUGUACCAUGAAAUUCUUCUUGGUUAUCUUGAUUAUGCAAAACAGCUGGGAUAUACGAUGGCACAUAUUUGGGCCUGUCCGCCAAGUGAGGGCGACGAUUAUAUCUUUCACUGCCAUCCUCUCGAUCAAAAAAUACCAAAGCCUAAAAGAUUACAAGAAUGGUAUAAAAAGAUGCUUGACAAAGGCAUUAUCGAAAGAAUAGUGCUGGAUUAUAAGGAUAUACUGAAGCAAGCUCAGGAAGAUAAUUUAUCAUCUGCUGCUGAUUUGCCGUACUUUGAAGGUGACUUUUGGCCUAAUGUACUAGAAGAAAGUAUUAAAGAAUUGAAUCAAGAAGAGGAGGAGAAACGGAAACAAGCUGAAGCUGCCGAAGCUGCAGCUGCAGCAAAUGCGACAUAUCCACAUUCUGAAGAUUCAGAAACCGGACCUGACGGCAAGAAAAAGGGCCAGAAAAAAGCGAAAAAGUCAAAUAAAUCUAAGGCCAACCAGCGAAAAAAUAGUAAAAAGUCCAAUAACCCUCAAAUUGGAAAUGAUCUCUCUGCUAAGAUUUUUGCUACCAUGGAAAAGCAUAAAGAAGUAUUUUUCGUAAUUAGGUUACAUAGUGCUCAAAGUGCAGCAAGUCUAGCACCCAUCCAAGACCCUGAUCCCAUACUCAACUGUGAUUUAAUGGAUGGCCGUGAUGCUUUCCUUACUCUAGCUAAAGAAAAACAUUAUGAAUUCUCGUCUUUGCGAAGAGCAAAGUUCAGUUCAAUGUCUAUGUUAUAUGAGCUUCAUAAUCAAGGGUCUGAGAAAUUUGUAUACACGUGCGAUAAAUGUAAACAAAGUGUUGAGACUCGAUACCAUUGCACAGUAUGCGAUGACUACGAUUUAUGUCAAAGUUGUAAGAAAAUUCAGGGUCAUGCUCACCCGAUGGAGAAGCUUGGUUUGGAUUUGGAUGAUGGUUCAUCGCCGGCCGAUGCUAAACAAGUCAAUCCAGUGGAAGCGCGCAAAUUUUCGAUACAAAGGUGCAUACAAUCGUUAGUUCACGCGUGCCAAUGUAAAGAUGCGAAUUGUCGUUUGGCCAGUUGCGCUCGGAUGAAACGGGUGGUAACGCACAUCAAGACAUGUAAACGUAGAACUAGUGGUGGAUGUCCGAUCUGUCGCCAGUUAAUAGCCCUGUGUUGUCAUCAUGCUAGGCAUUGUAAUGAACCUGUGAACAAAUGUCCGGUGCCUUUCUGUUUCAACAUUAAACAUAAGUUAAGGCAACAACAACAACAUCAGCGUUUGCAGCAGCAACAAUUAUUGAGGCGUCGAAUGGCUGUGAUGUCAAAUACACGACCGACCGAAUCUCCAAUGAGUACUGCUGCUGUAGUGCCAGUUAAUACUGGUUUAGGUGCACCCAUGAAACCAACUAUAAAUCCAAGUGGUAUAGCACCCAGUCAUCAUCAUGCUGGAAUCGGUAUGAAACCAGGCACACAAACGCCACCGGCCAAUGUAUUACAAGUUGUUAAGCAAGUUCAAGAAGAAGCUGCUCGCCAACAAGCGCCUCAUGUAGGCUUUGGGAAAGUCAGUCCAUCCGCGGCGGCGGUUCAACCAACUGGUGUAAUGCCGCCACCGCAAAUGCAGCGGCCAAUGCAAAUGCAAAUGGCUAAUCCUCCGGGGACACAUUUGAUAUCUAUGGACCAAUGGCAAUCAAACAACCAAAUGAACUUCCGGUAUCAGCCCAACGCCUCCGUGAUGCAACAAAAUGCUGCUAUUCUUCGUACUCAGGCUCCCCAACUCUUGCAGCAAGCUCAGCAAGCUCAACAGCAACAACAACAGCAGCAGCAGCAGCAACAACAACAACAACAGCAACUGCAACAACAGCAGCAGCAACAACAACAGCAGCAGCAACAACAACAACAGCAUCCUCAGGCUCAGCAGCCUGGAAUGGGUCCAGUGCCAGGACAAAUGAACCCACGUCAGGCUGCUGGUGUAUUAGGAGGUGCUACCGCAGCGCAAGUUCCCAAUGUAGCUGGUAAGCAAGCUUUGCAGCAGCUGAUGCAGACAUUGAAGAGUCCAAAUACGCCUGAACAGCAGAACCAAAUAUUACACAUACUCAAAAGCAACCCACCGUUGAUGGCUGCUUUUAUCAAACAGCGGCAGAAUGGCAUAGCGCUGUCUCGACGGAUUAAUUUAAAUCCUAAGUUUUUAUCUAAGCAGGCACUAUCAAUGCAACAAACAGGCCAACAUGGCCAAGGUGCUACCGGUGCCAUGAUUCCUAGUCAAGCUCAACAGCAACAACAACAACAGCAGCAACAACAGCAGCAACAGCAGCAACAACAACAACAGCAGCAACAAGGGUUGCAUAUGAUGACACCUCAACAACAGCAGGGCCGUAUGCAAAUACAAGCUCUUUUGAGUCAACAGCAGCAGCAACAACAACAGCAGCAGCAACAGCAGCAGCCGCCACAACAACAACAGGCUGGUCAGCAGCAAGCACCAAAUAUACAACAGCAACAACAGCAACAACAACAACAACAAUGGCUCAUUCAGCAGCAAAUGCUUAUAAGGCAAAAGCAAGCACAAGCGGCUGCAGCAGCUCAGGCCGCGGGAAAUCAACAACAAUUUCAGCAACCCGUAGCACCACCGUAUGGACAACAAAGACCCAUUAGGCCACCACCUAUGCUCGGUGGUUAUAGUAAUUUUGGUGAUCAAGGUUAUGGGCAAUCAGGUCUUAAACCCACUCCUGCACCGGUACCAUCGCCUCAAGGGGUAAUGGGCCCUCCAGGAAUGUCAGCAGUACAGCAACAACUUAUGCAAGUCAGAUCACCACCACCAACACGCUCGCCACAACCAAAUCCUUCGCCGCGACCGGUACCGUCUCCGCGCAAUCAGCCAGUACCAUCGCCUCGAGCUAAUCCUGUACCUUCACCUCAUCAUCAUCCUGGUGCAGGAGCGUCACCAGCCCACGAAUUGGGUGGCCCCAGUGAAAUGAUGUUGUCGCAGCUAUCGCAAGUUACGGGUGCUUCUGGUGGUAUUAUUGGUGCACCGUCGCAGGCACCUGGUGCUGGUCCCGGUCAUCCGGCUAUGGGCCAUCAUCAAUCACCCGUAGGACCUGGUGCUGAACAAGGCGAUCCCACGCCGAUGACGCCCCAAGAUCAACUGUCAAAGUUCGUCGAGGGCUUGUAGUGACUCUUUUUACUAUUAUAUCUCUACGAGAAUUAUUUUUAUUACUUCAGUCGCUACCGUUUAUUAAUUUUCAUGACGAAUGCAAUGAUAGUGGCCCAAAUACACAAAAGAGAUGUAACAAUCUCUUGAAACCUGUAUAGUUUAUACAUAUUAUAAAUAUAAUUAUAUUAGUACCGCGUAUAGCACUGCGUGUGAGCGUGCAUCGACACGGGCGGAUGAUAAUCAUCGACUUUAAGCAUCCCUCCGCUAUAUGUUUAUGUAUAGAGAUAAUUGAUUAAUACAUUUUUUAAAAUCUACCUAUGAACGAUGCCUAUAUAUAAAUAAUAACUCAAUUUCUCUCCUACUGACUACUGAUACUUUUGUAUUGGAAAGUCUACUCGAUGUUUGAAAACCCCCGCGCUCGACAGAUGAUUGAUUCUCUCGAUUAUACAUAUUAUAUAUAAAUAUAUAAAUAGUUAAAUAGAUUAUAUACGAAUAUAGGCGUGUAAACGUUAUUGCGACUGUAAUGCAAUUGCAACGUUUGUAUGAGAGUGAUAUAAAUAUAUAUAAAUAUAUAUGAUGAAAGUUUGUCGUUUUUAUGUAAAUGUAUGUGUGCGCGAUUGAAUAAAAAUGAUAUCGAUCAUGAAUAUGAAGAAUACGGCGAUAAACAAUAGUACGGUCAGGGGGUUUGUAUUGUAGACGACGGAGCUUUUUCCUAUAUGGUUGAGAACUCAGUUCAAUUAAUUAAAACGGGAAUCGAACGUGAGGAUAAAUGAUUUUAUAUCAACAAAAUAGAUAUGUAUAUCGAUACAUAUAUGUAUGCAAUCAUUGGAGUGCGCGCGCAUGCUUAAACUGUCCAGCUAUAUGUACACAUAUAUUAUAAAAAAUGAUCGAUAAGUAAAUGACUUUUAAAUCGAAACCGCGAAAAUUUAAUAGUGUAUACAGUGUAAAUGAAAAUUCAAGAGAGAGAAAGUACGAGUAGGAGUUGGCACUAGCAGUGCUGCUCCUUGUAUUAUUAAUAUUAUCAUUAUCAUUAUAUUAUUAUUACGAUUAUUAGUAUGAUUAAAUUAUUUUUAUUA
Molecule: messenger RNA, 12623 nt
Organism: Trichogramma pretiosum
Lineage: Eukaryota; Metazoa; Arthropoda; Insecta; Hymenoptera; Trichogrammatidae
Product: histone acetyltransferase p300
Exons: 22
Coding region: 2809-11565 (2918 amino acids)
Biological process (GO): positive regulation of transcription by RNA polymerase II
Cellular component (GO): histone acetyltransferase complex; transcription regulator complex
Molecular function (GO): zinc ion binding; transcription coactivator activity; chromatin DNA binding
Source: RefSeq, a predicted model, not a curated record